ACUAACUAAAGUACCACAAAGCGUGUAAUGUGGACGACGUGUUUCAGACGCGCACUAUAUUUUGUUUAGUGAAUAUUUUUGCGUUCAAAGUGAUUUUGAAAAGUACUCAUACAGAAUUUAGAUUCCUCUACUCACUGCUACUUCAACAACUUCAAAUCAUGUCAACACCGAUUGGUCCGAUACCCUGCGGCUUGAGCUGCCCCAACUGUGGGAAAAAUGUAACCUCGCGUCUGGAAUACCGAGCUUCGACGAAGACACACAUUCUUGCCGUACUUCUCGCUGGAAUGCUUUGUCUGCCUUGCGCCUGCGCUUUGUACUGUACGAAAUGCGCACGCAGUGUGGAACAUUAUUGUCCGUCUUGUAAUGCCUUUGUCGGAGUUUACGACCAUUAAAAAUUGUUGGAGGUAUU
Molecule: messenger RNA, 409 nt
Organism: Anastrepha obliqua
Lineage: Eukaryota; Metazoa; Arthropoda; Insecta; Diptera; Tephritidae
Product: lipopolysaccharide-induced tumor necrosis factor-alpha factor-like
Exons: 3
Coding region: 159-392 (77 amino acids)
Molecular function (GO): zinc ion binding
Source: RefSeq, a predicted model, not a curated record